GAGACCUACGACCAUCUCCCGAAAGUCGAGAACAAUGGCGAUAUCCAACAUCUUGAGAGACUGAGGACCGCAGGUGGCCAUGUCGACGAUCGCAGUCAGCCUUCACUGCCUGUUGUCCAUCGUUCCUUUGCCAACCCUGCUCCUCUGGGCCUCCUAUCUUUUGCAACUGGCAUCUUUCUGAUCUCCAUCCUUGGUGUCCACGCUCGCGGCAUCCAGACUCCAAACGUGCUUGUCGGUGUACUUUUGUUCUUUGGAGGAGUCUGCCAAUUCAUCUCUGGCAUCAUGGAGUUUGUUGCUGGAAACACGGUAAGAUCUAUGAACACCGUCCACUCGAGAACUUGUUCUUACGAUAUUGCAGNNUUCGGAGCCACUGUUUUCCCUUCUUACGCAGCCUUCAACUUCUCAUAUGCCAUGAUCUACAUCCCUGGAACGGGCAUUCUCGCAUCUUACACCGACGCCAACGGACAGAUCAGUCCAGACUUCAACAACGCCCUUGGCAUGUACUGCUGGGCUUGGUUCAUCCUGACAGUCAUCUUCACCGUUGCCGCAAUGCGUAGCUCAUGGGUCUUGUGGUUCACCCUGUUCUUCCUUGACAUCGAGCUGGUACUCCUGGCUUGCGGGUACAUGCUGAACAGCUCUGCUACUCUUGUGGCCGCAAAUUCUGUCGGAUUCGUGGUGGCUUUCUGCAAUUGGGCUGGCUGCGCUGGACUAUGGUCUGGAGGCAUGACACCUAUCGAAUUGCCUACUUUUGCCAUGACCAAGCAGACU
This is a messenger RNA of Aureobasidium uvarum, 768 nucleotides long. The record is from the annotation of a GenBank genome assembly. Lineage: Eukaryota; Fungi; Ascomycota; Dothideomycetes; Dothideales; Saccotheciaceae.